Rotaria socialis is the source of this 703-nucleotide messenger RNA. Lineage: Eukaryota; Metazoa; Rotifera; Eurotatoria; Philodinida; Philodinidae. The record is from the annotation of a GenBank genome assembly.
AUGACGGGAGAAAAUGAUUCUAUUCAGAAAAUUGAAGAACGUCAAUCAACUGAACGUGGAUGGAAAUCAGCAACUAAAAAUGGUCAACAACGAACAGAUGAUUUAUUUUCCUCUCCAAUAAAUUCAAUUCUACCAUUACUUUCAUGUUUAGAUAAAAUCAGAUAUUAUUGAACUUUUAUCACGCUUCGAAUUCUAAGAAACAAAUUGUUUGAAUAAAGAAGAACUUCGACGUGAUGUUGACGACUUAAAACGUAUGCAACAAGAACAUAUAUCCAAAUUAGAUACAAAUUUACUAGCAUCCUCAUUUGAUGAGGAACAUGCUUCAUGGUUGAAAAAGAAAAAUACAAAAAUGACAGGGUCGAUUUUCUAUGUUUAGAAGAACUCUAUGAUCAUUUAUAUGUGCUUGAUAAGAACUGAUUUAUUUCUGCUAUGGUUAACUAUUUACAUAUUUUCAGUAAUUUUGUCAGAUAAAUGAGUUAAAUCGAACGAAUAAUUGAUUAUAAAUAUAUUUUAGUUUAUUCCAGUGAGUACCACUUGUUAUGAUGAUCCAAAAAAAUAUCAUUCAGGACGAGCCGCAUGUCAAAGCAUGUAGCUUUUAUCUUUUAGAUGCUUGUACUUUUAUUAUUUAAUAGACUCAUUUUUACUUUAGGCGACGACUUAAGUCAUUACAAAGAAAAUUUCUGGUCUAGCACAGACAAUGGUU